GGUCCCGGCGGGCCUGGCCUGUGAGGGGACGGCAUGGGCGGAGACUACCGGCUUCUGGGCCCGACUGGGCCGGAGCUGGCUCCCCCGAGCCGGAGGCGGGGCGCGGGCGGGCGUCAGCCACGGUUACUGGUGACAGGUCGCCUGACUAGGCUCCUCCCCGGGCCCGCCCUCACAGGUUUGUCUUGUGACCGCGGGCGGCUGCCGCUUCUUCCCCGAGCUUGGAACUUCGUUAUCCGCGAUGAGUUUCCCGGCCGCUGCAUUCCUGCUCUUGGCGUUCAGCGCAGCCGCUCAGGCCGAACCAGUGCAGUUCAAGGACUGCGGUUCUGUGGAUGGAGUUAUAAAGGAAGUGAAUGUGAGCCCAUGCCCCACUCAGCCGUGCCAACUAAGCAAAGGACAGUCAUACAGUGUCAAUGUCACCUUCACCAGCAAUACUCAAUCUAAAAGCAGCAAGGCCGUGGUGCAUGGCAUCCUGAUGGGCGUCCCAGUUCCCUUUCCCAUUCCUGAGUCUGAUGGCUGUAAGAGUGGCAUUAACUGCCCCAUCCAAAAAGACAAGACCUAUAGCUACCUGAAUAAACUACCAGUGAAAAGUGAAUAUCCCUCUAUAAAACUGGUGGUGGAAUGGCAACUUCAGGAUGAUGCAAACCAAAGUCUCUUCUGCUGGGAAAUCCCAGUACAGAUCGCAUUCCCCUGCCUGUUCUCUGCUCACUGCCCAAUGCUAGCCACAGAGCACAGGUGUUUGCAGUUCCAAAGGGAGAAUAAGGGCCUGAGAUUCUGGAGCAGACCUGGCAUGUCAGUGCUGCUCCCCUCACCUGUAGGGGCUCAGAGAAGGGAAGACUUGGCUCCCCUCUGGCAGGCCCUCCUCCACAAAUCAUACGUCCCAGAUAAGCAGCCAGCAGGCAGAAAGAUCAGCUUAGCUCUGACUGCCAGUGGGUAAGGCCAAGAAGGAGCCUGGCAGACAAAUGGAUGGCUGCUGGCCUUGAACAUGGCAGAGCCGCUGGGUGUGCCAGAUCAAAAAGCAGAGAGCAGGCCGGCGGCAGCGGCGGCAGCAGACUCUCUUCUCGGCACUGGAGAAAUGCAUUGCUCUGCCCGCUACACCC
Saimiri boliviensis boliviensis (Bolivian squirrel monkey) is the source of this 1097-nucleotide messenger RNA. NCBI's taxonomy places the organism in Eukaryota, Metazoa, Chordata, Mammalia, Primates, Cebidae. The record is from RefSeq and is a predicted model, not a curated record.